Messenger RNA from Funneliformis caledonium, 709 nucleotides. The record is from the annotation of a GenBank genome assembly. Lineage: Eukaryota; Fungi; Glomeromycota; Glomeromycetes; Glomerales; Glomeraceae.
UUCUGAGAGACUUGAAGCACCGACAAGAAUUGAAAACAAAAGCCUCGAUUAUGAAAGAACUUAUUCAAUAGAUACAACAAUAUUUAUUAUAAAUCGAUUGUUUCGUAUGCACCAAGACAUGGUUGAACUUGUAUGGAUUGAGUUAACAACCCCUCAUACAAAACAUCACAAAAUUGAUGGACUUAUUAAAGUGAUCAAGACAAAAAAAAAUCAAGCCAUAAUUCUAUUCGAGUUUUCAUAUGGCAGACAAGCACCUUUAUCAAAGGAAGACGGUGAUGAAGUUAAGUUAUGCAGGAAUUCUAUGCGAAUUCUAAAUAACCUAUUACAGAAUGUACCUAAAGACAAAGCACGCAUUUAUUUGGUACAAUCUGCCAAUGGUUUAAUUAAAAUAAAAUAUUUGAUUCGUCCUCUACCGUCGAUUUAUAUUCUUCAAUCAUUCACAAAUAUUAAAAUACCAGUAUCAUUCGACGAUUUCGAGCAAUUUGCAAAAAACGUGGUUGAUUUAAUGAACUUUCAGGUUGACGUGUUGUCAACAAUUAAAGUGAUAAAUAAAGUCGUGACUAGACCUAAUCAUAUCCAUACAACUUCGGUGGAGAAUACACCAGAAAAGAAAAAGAAUGUGGAAAAUAAACCUUCAUCUCCUAAGUCGCCAUCUGGUGGUGGUUCAUCUUUACCAUUGAUUUUAAACUAUGUAUUGUCAAGCGAUUAG